Messenger RNA from Brettanomyces nanus, 2478 nucleotides. RefSeq lists its product as uncharacterized. Bases 1 to 2478 code for a protein of 825 amino acids. The transcript has a single exon. Gene Ontology annotation, biological process: DNA damage checkpoint signaling. The record is from RefSeq and is a predicted model, not a curated record. Lineage: Eukaryota; Fungi; Ascomycota; Pichiomycetes; Pichiales; Pichiaceae.
AUGAUAUACUCGGAAGAUUCAUUUGAUGAUGAUGAUGUUGAUUUUGAUGAGGUUUUUUCGGCGGCAGCUGUUGAAGCCGCCAAGAGGAUUCCAGUGUCUAAUAGUAUAAGGACUACGAUUCAUGAUCCCUCAGUUGUUCCCAUUGCAAAUGGGCGAGCGACGUCAAUUGGUGAUGAAUUGUCACAACAGACGAAUAAAAGUAUUAAUGUGAAUCAGGAAGACUUGAAUAAUGAUAAGUUGCUUACUUUAAAGGGUGAAAAUGCUAUAUUAAGAGCGCAGUUGGAACGGAUAGCCAAAGAACAGGAUGAAGAACACGAUAAAAUGAGAUCCAAAUAUCUUGGAAUGAUCCAGGACAAGGAUUCGAAGAUUACUGCAUUGAAUGAUACAGUGGGGCGGUUCAAAGAUGAAAAUGAGUUUCUCACGUCGGAAAACAAGACCCUUUCCACAAAAUAUAUACGAGGAAGCCAAGGAGAGAAUAGGAAGAAGAGGAGGGUUGAGGAGGUCGACGAGACGCGGUUAUCAACACAGAUGCCAACGGAAACGCCGACUCAGAUAGGUGCGGUGCCAUCGACACUAGUGCAGUCAGGAGACACGAUAAGAGUGGCCAUAGUCAAUCAGGCAACGAUCUUUCAGGACGAAAAGAUGCUGUUCAUCGAAUCCAUAUCGAGCCAGGGAAUUCCGGGUAUGUCACAGACAAUCUUUGGCUAUCUUUCGAGGAUUUCGUCGUGCUUUUUGUACCAGUAUAAGGACUUUCAAGUGGGUAAUCGUGGCGAAAGCAUCAAGACAUCGAUUGUGAACUACCUUAUUGGAUUUGAAAACAAGAAUAGAAUCGACCUGCUUCUUUCUGAUUUUGUGGAAAUUCUUCUUGACUAUGUCCUAGGAUCAUUGGAAAUGCACGACGAGAUUAAUCAAGGAUUGAAAGGAAUAGAGAGUAGCUCUGAACAUAAUAGCUCGGCGUGUAGUGGUACCGUUAGUUGGCUCGAUGCUCACAAAGACAAGAAGGGAGAUGGCUCAGUUCUGCUCCCACUCCCGUAUCUUCUGGCUCUUGUUCGUUUCUCACUUAAUUACAGACCCAAGGCUAUCAGUACGGAGGUACUUGAGGAUACUACCAAGAAAAUUGUGUCUAUCUUGAAAAGCUUUCCAGAGAUAUUGAAACAGGAUAUGUUCUACCUUUCCCUUGGAGGCGAGGAGAAAAGUUUAGAACAUCAGGAACAUGCUUCCGAUGAAAAGGAGGGACAAGACCCCACAGACUUUCAAAUAGAGGAGAAAACGAUGCACGUGAGAAUCUUGGAGGUUUUCACAGUGUGCUAUUCAAUGGACAUCCUUGAAUCAUUAUCGAAGCUAUCUAUAUUUUCCAAGAGCUUCAGUGGUGGUGAUGACUAUGAAGAGGAUGAUGAAGAUAAAACUGCAAAGACGCUAGGCGCCUUUUGGAAUCACAUCCCAAGGGAUCUUGUCGUGAAUACUUUACUUUCGACCAAGACUCCGGCCAUCUUUGUUCAUAGUACGGUAGAGAUUAUGAUCAGUUCGAUCACGGGAACAAAAUUUGCAUUUGAAAAUGCCGGCCUGUUCACAGAAGAUCAAGCCCGUGAGACCAAAGUGGCUGUAUUCGAGAACCUGAUUACCCUACUAGACAAAGGAGGACUAGAUACUGACCUGAACAUUAACAUCUACGGCUUGAAUCGAGCCAUUGGUUCUAACUCAUACACCAGCCUCUUGGAACUGCUCACUCCUGUCAACGGACUCACAGAUAUACCGGUUACGCACUCUCCGGGUGCCUACAAAUCGAUCUUAUUUCCAGAGAGUCGAUCUGAUUCGAUGAAGCUUGAAUUCUUAGUUCUCAAAAUUAGAUUGAAGAUCUUGCAGAUGUUUGAGUUGUACCUUUCGUACGACCGAGGUGGGGAUAUCGAGGAGGACAAGUUGGUUCAUUUGAUCUCUGCACUUGUGUCUGUUCUAGGUAAGCAGCAAGAGAUGGUUUUACGAGCCCCGAGAUCCAAGAACAUACCUCUUCGAAUGGAGCUGAUAUCAACGAUUGUUCGGCUCAUUCAUUUUAUGGUGUCACCUCAAGGACCAGGAUCAGUCCAGGGACUUCCUAGCAUUACGUUACGAGAGAUGGUGAUCGCUUUACUUCGUAUAUCCGCUGACAGUCUUAAGAAUCUAUCAAUUGAAUAUGUGAGUAGGCUAAGGUUGAUCGAUGCGUUUAAAUACCCAAUUUUCAGCGAGAGUUUUGAAACUUACCUCAUGGAUAAAUUUGGAUUUAUAGAUGAGGUUGAAUACAACGAGGAAGAGCAGUUCAAAACGGAAAGAACACAGGUUGAAGUGAGUAGCAGCAAUGGAAUGGAGAUUAACUAUGACGAUGAGACAAUUGAUAUGGCCCGUGACGUGAUUGGUCAAUGCAUAACUAGUGAUGAAGCAGAUAUGCUCCAUUACAGUAUCAACUAUGAUAUUCCAGAAGAGGAGGAUGUGGAGAUGAGUAUUUAA